Molecule: messenger RNA, 2678 nt
Organism: Paramecium sonneborni
Lineage: Eukaryota; Ciliophora; Oligohymenophorea; Peniculida; Parameciidae
Source: the annotation of a GenBank genome assembly
AUGAAUACAAAUAGAACUGAUAAUGAAUUAUUACAGGAUUGUUAUUUUGGUCCUUGUAUUUUAAUCGAUUCUGCCAAUGUGAACAAUUAUAAAAAAAAUUCACCCUCUAGAAAUUCAAUCUUAUCAGAUUUUAGCUAAAAAGAGUUUGAACAAUCUAAUAAUAUUUCUCCUAAUGUUGAAAUGUUACCAAUAAAUUUUGAAGUUGUAAAGGCUAAGCAAAAUUUUAGAAGUAAAGGGAAUCCUAAUUAAUAAUCAUAAAGUAAUUUUUUUAAGGGGAGUAAGAGACAAUUAUUAGAACCUAAAGUAUAGAAAUAGGAAAGACCUAGUUUUAUGAAAACUCUUGUUAAAAAUAACCUCAUAAAUAAAUUUAAAAAUAACUUAUUUUAAUCAUCUUAUGUUCUUCCAAAAUAGAUGAAAUACAUAUUAGAAAAUGAAAGCUAUAUUCAAGAGUAAAAGGAAAAAACUAAAGUUAAUUAGACAAAAAUAGAGUUGAAGUAAUACAAUAAUAUUUUUAAGUCAGUAAAGAAAAUGGUCAAGCAAGCAAAAUGUCAAAACUUAGCAUUUUGUUAAUGCCUGGCUAAAAUCUAACAAUUUUAUGGGAUUUCAUUUCUUUAUUUGUAUUGUUCCUUAGAUUAUUUUUUUGCUCCAUGAUUGCAUCCUUUGGUUAAUCAGAUAAAUUUUAUAAAGGCGCUGAACUUUUCUUUAAUAUAUACCUAUUAUUCGAAAGUGUAUUAACCAUUUAUAGGCCAAUAAUUUUCUAAGGAGAAAUUGUCAGUGAACUUUCUUAAAUUUGGAUUCUUUAUUCAAAAAAUCAAAUGUUAGAAGAUUUAUCCAGUUUCAUUAUAUGGAUUAUGAUAUAUUUUGAUUUAAAUGAAUUUGCAGUACUUAAUGAAAUCUUGGCCAUAUCGCAAUUUACAAUAACAUAUAGAUAAAUAGCUAGAAAAUAUAAUAUUUAAAUUGAAUAAUUGUAUUUGAAAGGUUUUAAUAGUGACUUUUUAGAUUUAAUAAGUCUAUUCAUAAUUAUAUGUUUUUUUGCUCAUACUAUGGCUUGUUUGUGGCAUUAUAUAGGCUACAUUACUUUAAAUAAAGGAUCCUGGUUAACAUAUUAUGAGAUAACGAAUGAAAAUAUUUGGGUAAAAUAUAAUUUUUCUUAUUAUUGGGCAACAAUGACAAUGGUUACUGUAGGUUAUGGAGAUAUUACACCAAAAAAUUAAGUUGAAGUUGCUUUUGUUUCAAUAGUGAUGAUAUCUUCAAGUUGCAUGUUUGCUUAUUCAAUGAAUUCAAUAGGAGUUAUUGUAAAAACUAUUCAUGAUGAAAAGACAAGAUUUAAGUAUGUAUAACUAAAAUAACAUAUAGGAGAACAUUAAUAUUAAUGAAUCAAUUUAUGUCUAAAAAUGAAGUUGAUCCUGAGAUCUAGAGUAGAGUGAAAAAUUAUAUUAAAUUUAGUAUCGAAAAUGAAGAUUUAGAAAAUAAAGAAGAAACAACAAAAAUAAUAAAUGACUUACCUGUUGGAUUAAAAAAUGAAUUAGAAUCAGAUAUUAAAUAAAAAGUUAUUUAAAAAAUAAAGAUCAUAACAGAUUAUUUUUCAAUCUAAACUUAAAAUUAAGUGAAAAGCAAUUUGACUUAAGUUAAAUUCACUCCAAAAGACAUAAUUUAUCAUAGAGAUGAUAUAAAAGAUAAAAAUCUGUAUUAUAAAUUAAAUAUAAAGAUAUUUCAUUUCAGAAGGAGAAGUAUAAAUUUUAGAAGAGCAAAGUCAAAAGAUAAUCAAAAGACUUAAAGCAGGAGAUGUUUUUGGGGAAUUUCAAUUCUUUACAGGACAAAAUACUAAAGAAUCAACAAUGAGUGUAGGAUUUGCAUAAUUAUAUAAGAUAGAUAGAGAAAAGUUUAUAAAUAUUAUUAAAUCAACAUAAAGAGAUUAUGAAAAAUUUCAUAAAAUUAAAGAUUCUAUUUUAUAUUCAAAAAAUUAUACUAACAUUUUCAGUAAAUGUUUAAUCUGUCAAAAAUAUUCGCAUCAAGACAUUGAAUGUCCAUACUUAACAUAUUAACCUUCUAAAUAUCUAAAAAUUUUAAAAUUUAAUAAAUUUGAACAAAAUCUUAGAUAAAAAUAUAAAAGAGAUGAGAGAAAAAAAAUCAAAUCAUAAAUAGAUUAAUAAUAAAUUGAAGCUUCUAUUAAAGAUUAUCAAGAGAUUUUAUCAGAAUCAAUUUUAGGAGAAUUUAACGAUUAAGUGUUAACAUAUUAAGUGUCAGACACUGUGAGCGCUUAAGUGGAAACAAUUCCUUUAGAAGAUUUGAGAGAAAAAUCCUCAAAUUCUAUUUCUAAAAAUAUUCAAUAAAAUGGAUUAAAUAGAAAUGGAUCACAAAAUCCAAUUUUGGAUAAUGAGAAAAAAAAAUCAGUAGUUUUAGUAAAAAAAAAGUAAUCCUUAAUUGAAGAAGAAAGAAGAAGAACUUAAGUUUAUAGAGAAACCUUAAUAUUUAAAUAAUUAGAUUAAUUUUAAGUUAAAUAGCACUUUGUUAUACUAGAAGGAUUUGAUAAAAUGCAUAAUUAUCUAGAUUAUUUACCACAUAAUAAUGCAAAUUAAGUUAUCCGAAAUGCUAAUAAAGAAAAACCAAGUAGUAAAUCAAUUAAAACUUAAAUCUUCAGGUUCUCAAAUAGUUUUAGAGUGAUGAAAAAUGUGUGA